CCAGCGUGUUGUGCUCUUUAUCGCAGUGCACCAACUAAAACCUCAAUAUAUGUCGAGAGGGAAGAAAUAUUCAAGUCUCUAUCAUUUAAUGCACACCUCAACUACCUGUCCAAACAACACUUAAUCUACAUUUGUAAUAGCAGUAAUAGUAGUUGUAUCGCUGCACCUUCUUCAGUUUUUCGUCAUUUUUCAUCUCUCUCACACACACUGACACAACCAUUGAACUAACCAGUAACCACCCUCACACCACCACCAACAUCUCAUAUUAUUAUUGUUAUUAUAUUCUAUUUUCUUUGAGUUUGUUAGGCGGAUAGGGGUUUCGUGAGUUGCCAGCUUGCCAAGAAGGUGGCUGAGGGGGCGCAAUGUGGAACUCGGCAGAUAAUGCGUUUGCGAGAUCGUCGUCGUUUCGGAAGGAAGGGGAGGAUGAGGAGGCACUGCGGUGGGCCGCGCUUGAGAGGCUCCCUACCUACAGGCGAGCACGGAGGGGGAUCUUCAAGAAUCUCGGUGGCGAUAAGAGGGAGGUCGACGUCGCAGACCUUGGCGCACAGGAGCAUCGGAUCCUUCUCGAGAGGCUCGCCGAUGCACUUGACGACGAUCCUGAGACGUUCUUUCAGCGAAUGAGAAACCGAUUCGACGCAGUAGAUUUGGAGUUUCCAAAGAUUGAAGUUCGAUUUCAAAACUUAACUGUAGAGACUUUUGUCCAUGUAGGAAGUAGAGCAUUGCCUACAAUUUCCAAUUUCAUUUGCAAUAUGAGUGAGGCUUUUUUACGGCAACUGAGGAUAUUAAGAAGGAAGAGAAGCAAAUUGACCAUUCUUGCCGAUAUUAGUGGGAUUAUAAGGCCUUCAAGACUAACGCUGUUGUUGGGUCCACCAAGCUCUGGAAAAACGACACUUCUAUUAGCUCUUGCUGGUAGGCUGGGACCUGGUUUACAGAUGUUAGGGAACAUUACGUACAAUGGACAUGGCUUGAAUGAGUUUGUUCCUCAAAGAACGUCUGCUUAUGUUAGUCAACAAGAUUGGCACGUGGCAGAGAUGACCGUGAGGGAAACUCUCCAGUUUGCAGGCCGCUGUCAAGGCGUCGGAUUUAAAUUUGAUAUGCUGCUAGAGCUUGCUAGGAGAGAAAAGAGUGCUGGAAUAAAACCAGAUGUUGAUCUUGAUAUCUUCAUGAAGUCAAUUGCUCUUGGAGGACAGGAAACAGAUCUUGUGGUAGAGUACAUCAUAAAGAUAUUAGGUUUAGACAUAUGUGGAGACACAUUGGUGGGCGAUGAAAUGCUCAAGGGCAUCUCAGGAGGACAAAAGAAGCGACUUACAACAGGAGAGUUACUAAUUGGUCCAGCAAGAGUUCUGUACAUGGACGAGAUAUCAACUGGCCUCGAUAGUGCAACCACUUACCAAAUCAUUAGAUAUCUUAAACAUUCUACCCGUGCACUUGAUACAACCACUAUCAUAUCUCUUCUUCAACCAGCUCCUGAGACCUAUGAAUUGUUUGAUGAUGUCAUUCUAUUGUGCGAGGGUCAGAUUGUUUAUCAAGGACCUCGUGAAUCUGCUCUUGAAUUUUUCAAAAUGAUGGGGUUCACUUGUCCUGAGAGAAAGAAUGUAGCAGAUUUCUUACAAGAAGUUACGUCAAAGAAGGACCAGGAGCAGUACUGGUCCGUUCUCGACCAGCCUUAUCGGUACAUACCUGUUGGCAAGUUUGCCGAAGCGUUUUCAUUGUUUCGCGAAGGAAAGAACUUAUCAGAGGAACUAAGUGCUCCUUUCGAUAAACGCUACAAUCAUCCCGCAGCCUUGGCUACUUGUACCUAUGGCGCCACGAGGCUUGACCUUCUCAGGACAAAUUACCAGUGGCAGAAGCUUCUUAUGAAACGGAAUUCAUUCAUUUAUGUUUUCAAAUUUGUUCAGCUGUUUUUGGUUGCUUUAAUUACAAUGAGUGUAUUUUUCCGGACAACGAUGCACCAUAAUACAAUUGACGACGGGGGAUUAUAUCUUGGUUCACUGUACUUUUCUAUGGUUAUUAUUCUCUUCAAUGGUUUUACGGAGGUGUCAAUGUUGGUUGCAAAGCUUCCAGUUCUGUACAAGCAUAGAGAUUUGCACUUCUAUCCUAGCUGGGCAUAUACAAUCCCUUCUUGGUUCCUUAGCAUCCCAACUUCUCUCAUGGAAGCUGGUUGCUGGGUUGCUGUCUCUUACUAUACAAUUGGAUAUGAUCCUUCAGUUAUCAGAUUUUUUCGGCAAUUCUUGCUUUAUUUCUUUCUGCACCAGAUGUCUCUAGGCCUAUUUCGUCUGAUAGGAUCCUUGGGGCGGAACAUGAUAGUGGCCAAUACUUUUGGAUCCUUUGCCAUGUUGAUUGUGAUGGCUCUUGGCGGAUACAUCAUUUCAAGAGAUCGCAUUCCAAGUUGGUGGAUAUGGGGAUUUUGGAUUUCUCCUUUAAUGUAUGCACAAAAUUCGGCUUCCGUAAAUGAGUUCAUUGGGCAGUCUUGGCAGACAGUGCAAAAUCAGGUCACCAACUAUACCUUGGGUAAGCUAGUGUUGAAACAGCGAAGUUUGUAUCAAGAGAGCUAUUGGUAUUGGAUUGGUCUUGGAGCAAUGGUUGGAUAUACAAUUUUGUUCAACACAUUAUUUACUAUCUUCUUAGCUUACCUUAAUCCUUUGGGAAAACAACAAGCUGUAGUUUCAAAGAGUGAGCUACAAGAAAGAGAAAAGAGAAGGAAAGGUGAAAGCGUUAUUGUUGAGUUGAGAGAAUACUUGCAGCAUUCAGCAUCCAGUGGAAAGCAUUUCAAACAAAGAGGAAUGGUUCUCCCAUUUCAACCUCUUUCCAUGGCUUUCAGCAAUAUCAAUUACUAUGUGGAUGUCCCUUUGGAAUUGAAACAACAAGGGAUACAAGAAGAAAGGCUGCAGCUGCUUGUUAAUGUUACUGGAGCUUUUAGGCCUGGAGUGUUGACAGCAUUGGUUGGAGUAAGUGGGGCUGGAAAAACCACGCUAAUGGAUGUCUUGGCUGGAAGAAAAACUGGAGGUGUUAUAGAAGGGAACAUAUACAUAUCUGGUUAUCCCAAAAGGCAAGACAGUUUUGCAAGAAUUUCUGGUUAUUGUGAGCAGACAGAUGUUCAUUCCCCUUGCUUGACUGUCUGGGAGUCAUUAUUGUUCUCUGCUUGGCUCCGGUUAUCUUCAGAUGUUGACUUUGAAACACAAAAGGCCUUUGUUGAGGAGGUAAUGGAGCUUGUGGAGCUCACUCCAUUGAAAGGGGCACUAGUUGGUCUACCUGGAAUUGAUGGCUUGUCAACAGAACAACGAAAAAGAUUAACAAUAGCAGUUGAACUGGUUGCAAACCCAUCUAUAGUUUUCAUGGAUGAGCCCACUUCUGGAUUGGAUGCCAGGGCUGCAGCCAUUGUAAUGAGAACUGUUAGGAAUAUAGUGAAUACUGGCCGAACCAUCGUGUGCACAAUCCAUCAGCCUAGCAUAGACAUAUUCGAAUCGUUUGAUGAGCUUCUGUUUAUGAAGCGUGGAGGAGAGCUCAUAUAUGCUGGUCCACUUGGCCCUAAAUCUAGUGAACUUAUCAAUUAUUUCGAGGCAGUGGAAGGGGUUCCGAAGAUCAGGUCCGGAUAUAACCCUGCAACAUGGAUGUUGGAGGUUACUUCUUCAACAGAAGAAAACCGUUUGGGAGUGGACUUUGCAGAAAUAUACCGAAGAUCAAGUUUAUACCAGUAUAAUAAAGAAUUGGUUGAAAGCUUGAGCAGGCCGAGCAAUAAUUCAAAAGAGUUGCAUUUUCCAACCAAGUAUUGUCGGUCAUAUUUUGAUCAGUUUCUAACUUGUCUUUGGAAGCAAAAUCUAUCUUACUGGCGUAACCCACACUACACUGCUGUUCGCUUCUUUUACACUGUCAUCAUCUCCUUGAUGCUUGGGACAAUAUGCUGGAGAUUUGGUGCUAAAAGAGAGAUGCAGCAAGAUCUAUUCAAUGCCAUGGGAUCCAUGUAUUCUGCAAUCCUCUUCAUCGGCAUAACAAAUGGCACAGCCGUUCAACCUGUUGUUUCGGUUGAAAGAUUUGUUUCAUAUAGAGAAAGAGCUGCUGGGAUGUAUUCGGCCUUACCAUUUGCUUUUGCUCAGGUUAUUAUUGAGUUUCCUUAUGUGUUCGCACAGGCUAUGAUAUACUCCACAAUUUUCUAUUCUAUGGCUUCCUUUGUCUGGAGUGUUGAUAGGUUCAUAUGGUACUUGUUCUUCAUGUAUGUUACUAUGCUGUAUUUUACCUUCUAUGGAAUGAUGACAACGGCUGUCACACCAAACCAUAAUGUUGCUGCCAUUAUCGCUGCUCCAUUUUACAUGUUAUGGAACCUUUUCAGUGGUUUUAUGAUUCCUCACAAGAGAAUCCCUGUUUGGUGGAGAUGGUAUUACUGGGCAAACCCUGUAGCCUGGAGUCUUUAUGGUCUCCUGACUUCACAGUAUGGUGGUGAUGAAAAAUCUGUGAAGCUAUCCAAUGGGAAUUCCAUGGCUAUUUCGCAAGUACUCAGAUUGGUGUUUGGGUACAGGCAUGAUUUCUUGUGCGUUGCCGCUGUUAUGGUUGCUGGCUUCUGCGUAUUUUUUGCAAUAAUAUUUGCCUUUGCAAUUAAAUCCUUCAAUUUCCAAAGGAGAUGAUGGUAUUUAUAUGCACUUGCAAAGCCACCAAAAUUAUGUACUCAAUAUUGUUGUAUGUCGGAUUCUCCGCACCUCAUAAAAUAAGUGUGUAUAGCGGUAUUGCCAUAUAUAGCAUACAUAGAAGAACUAGAAUGUGCUUUUAGGGUUUGUAAACUAAUAAGAAUAUAUUGUCAAAUUUUUAUUGGUUUGAGUAUAAUUGAUUGUAAAUUCAUAUA
This is a messenger RNA of Arachis duranensis, 4834 nucleotides long. Its product is annotated as ABC transporter G family member 32. The coding region runs from base 363 to 4619 and encodes 1418 amino acids. Lineage: Eukaryota; Viridiplantae; Streptophyta; Magnoliopsida; Fabales; Fabaceae. Gene Ontology annotation, cellular component: membrane. The record is from RefSeq and is a predicted model, not a curated record. The transcript has 24 exons. Gene Ontology annotation, molecular function: ABC-type transporter activity; ATP binding; ATP hydrolysis activity.